AUGCUGAGGUAGGCUUGCCCGUUGCUAGCCUGUUAGCCACUUUAGCCGUGUCCUGUAAUCCUGGCACAAACAGUCGUUUCUUUUCACGUUUCCGAACAAAACCAUCCGAGGGAGAUAUGCUAGACGCCAUGGAGGGGACACAGCGCAUGUGGUCGUCUUUUGUAUCCCCUCCUGUCGUCAGCUUUUGGGUAGAUGUCAAUGUCAUAAUUUGUAGCUAGGGCUGUCCAGUUAGCUCAGCUAGCUUGUGUCUGGUAAACGCAGGGCCAAGGCCAAGGCCAAGCGAGAAAAGGGAGGCCGUCGGGCAUUUGCUGUGUAGGUGGACAGAGGAGGAGAGGAGUAGGGUGUUGGGUUUUGGAUUUUGGAUUCUUCUGAAGUAGCCUCCACUAUCAUCUUCGUCACCGUCACCCUCAGCUGAGCCAUGUCUUCGUCAGGGUGCUGCCACCUUCCUGGCUCCCUUUGUGAUUACUCUGGGAACGCCGAAUCUGAUGCCUCCAAAGAUUCGGAGGAAUCUGAUUCUACCACGCAGGCUCAGUAUAUUGCCAAGGUUACGGCUAAAGAUGGCCGCCCACUCUCCACUGUUGUCAAAGCGGUGAGCUUGCAGAGUGAUGUUGGGAUGUGUCGGAUUUGUCAUGAGGGAGCUGGAGGAGAGACACUGCUCUCACCCUGCGACUGCACUGGGACGCUGGGUAAAGUGCACAAGAGCUGCUUGGAGAAGUGGCUGUCGUCCUCCAACACCAGCUACUGUGAACUCUGUCACACAGAAUUCACUAUUGAACGACGACCACAACCACUCACACAGUGGCUGAAGGAUCCCGGCCCUCGCAGUGAGAAGCGCACGCUGCUGUGCGACAUGGCGUGCUUCCUUCUCAUCACGCCUCUGGCAGCCAUCUCUGGCUGGCUGUGUCUGAGGGGAGCCCAGGACCACCUGCAACUGAAGAGCAGACUGGAGGCUGUCGGCCUCAUCGCCCUCACCAUCGCCCUCUUCACCAUCUACAUCCUCUGGACACUGGUGUCAUUUCGGUAUCACUGUCAGUUGUACUCGGAGUGGAGGAGGACCAAUCAGAAAGUGCGCCUGCUCAUGCCUGACAUGAAAGGGGCGCACACCACCCAGCGUUCUGUGCCGACCAAGUCGACCAAGAAAAUGACUGAUGAGACCAUCGUAUGAGUGCAGAGUGGUGGCAGGAGGAAUAUUUAAAAUAACGCCCACUGAAGCACUCUCUAAAAAAACAAAAUUAAUCAUAUUAAUAAACUUUUGCACUUCAUAAGGACCAUUCUGAGAGGGGAGAGCUACUUUCCCCUCCUGUUUUCUUUUAUUGAAGCACUUGAUGUAAACUACUACGGUAUUGGCCGACCACAGAAGUGGUUUUGGGAAGAACUCAUUCCGGAGUCUUAGUCGAUGUUGAAACACAGUUGUCAAUGGACAGCCAGUGCUGGGAUGUGAACGACUGAACACAUGGAUGAUGGACUGACCAGCCUGACUGUUUGUCCGCGACACAAACUUAUGAAAUACUAAGACACAUGCUAAUGUAGCAGGAUAUAACUGAUUCAGCAUGCUACUACAGUAUAAUAUGAAACAUAUUCACUACCUAUAAUUCCCCCAUGCCCCUUCACAAUGUAUUUAGCUGUUUUUGAACAAUGGGCAGCCAAUAGCCCAGCCAAGGAUGAUAACCCUAAAACAUGAUUGACAAAGUCUACCUGUGAAUAUUGUUUCUCGACAAGUAGAGGGCGACACUCGCUCAUACCAAUGUCUACAAUCUGAAGCCCUUUGAAGUUUCCUGGUAAAGCUUUAUCAUGGCUGUAUGAAUGGUGAAAAUCAAAUCAUUUUCCUGUUUAGACAACAGCUAAGGCAUCACAUAUUUAUCACACUUGUCACAGGGUCAGUGAAGAUUGUAGUAUGAGGGAUAACACUAACAGCAGCCGUUAAACGGCAUUGCAGUAAUGUAUGAGGAAAAAGUAUUGAAGGUUUGGAGAAGUGUUUACAUUCUAAUUGGAUAAUGUCUCUACUGUCAUAAAAGUGCAUAAGCAAACGGCACUGCUCCACUUGUAAAUGCACCAUUCAUUAAUUGAGCCGCCUAGCAAUGACCAGUAGUUCUGUCCUACAUCACAAGAGAUGCAGAUUUAAAUAGAAGAGAUACAGUGUUCAAAAUAGUGAGACUACAUAUAAAACACAGAGGUGUACCAGAGCAGGCUGGUACGCAGUAAAGAUGCAAAAGAGCAAUGUGUUUUGAGAUGUCAAUCAAUGUAUGCAGCACAUGCUAUACAAAGUAUUUUGUGUUAUUGUAGUCUUCCUGCUGCAUCUCCCGGAAAGUUGGGUUAUUGUGCAAUAAAACACGAGGGACUCCUGGACUAAA
Centropristis striata (black sea bass) is the source of this 2351-nucleotide messenger RNA. Its product is annotated as E3 ubiquitin-protein ligase MARCHF2-like. Gene Ontology annotation, biological process: protein ubiquitination. The record is from RefSeq and is a predicted model, not a curated record. Gene Ontology annotation, molecular function: zinc ion binding; ubiquitin-protein transferase activity. The transcript has 5 exons. Bases 419 to 1165 code for a protein of 248 amino acids. Lineage: Eukaryota; Metazoa; Chordata; Actinopteri; Perciformes; Serranidae.